Molecule: messenger RNA, 1943 nt
Organism: Erpetoichthys calabaricus (reedfish)
Lineage: Eukaryota; Metazoa; Chordata; Cladistia; Polypteriformes; Polypteridae
Gene: mfsd1l
Product: major facilitator superfamily domain containing 1-like
Exons: 13
Coding region: 67-1488 (473 amino acids)
Biological process (GO): transmembrane transport
Molecular function (GO): transmembrane transporter activity
Source: RefSeq, a predicted model, not a curated record
CAGGAGAGAGAGAGAGAGAGAGAGAGAGCGAGCGAGGCAGAGGCAGAGGCAGAAAGCAGAGCGGAGAUGGCAAAGCCCGCGGAGAGGACGUUUUACCGCUUCCUGGUGCUCUUCUUCAACUGUUUGCUCACCUUUGGCUCCUACUUCUGCUUCGAUAUCCCAAGUGUCCUCCAGGAGCAGUUCCAAGGGAACCUGACCUGCCCUAAUUCAACAGUGACCAAUGGGACAGUGGAGUGCGUGGAGGGUCUGGGGAUGAGCCCAGAGAAGUACAAUUUGCUUUAUGCCACCUAUGCUUGGACCAGUGCUUUGGCAGUGAUCAUGGCAGGAUUCCUCAUCGACAAGCUAGGCAACUGCUGUGGAGUGUUCCUCUUCUCCUUCCUUACCGUCCUUGGGUCAGCCAUGUUUGCCCUGGGCUCUCACUUCAAGGGGACUGCCUACCUGCUGCCGCUGAUGCUGACUGGCCGCCUGCUGUUUGGCUCAGGAAACGGAUCCCUUACCAUCGUGCAGAAUCGGAUUACGGCCUUCUGGUUCAAAGGGAACGAGCUGGCACUGGCGUUUGGCUUGACUCUUGCAUUUUCUCGCCUGGGCAGCGUUCUCAAUUUCCUCCUUACUCAGCACUUUGAAGCUCACUUUGGCAUCCAGUGGACACUUUGGGGUGGAACUUUCUUGUGCAUCAUGGGGUUUCUGGCCGCCAUCACGGUCAGCAGUCUAGACAAGGUGGGAAUGCAGCAGCUUGAACUGGACGGUGUCAUACAAGAGGAGUCAAGGAAAGUGAGGGUUCAGGAUCUGCGCCGCUUCCCUGCCCGCUAUUGGCUCCUCGUCCUCUCCAUCAUGUUCUUCUACAAUGGAGUCCUCCCCUUCGUUGCAGAUGCCAGCAAGUUCAUCCAGGACAAGUACGCAGGCUACAGCCAGAAGGAAGCGGCCUACACUGUGGGCGCCGUGUAUGACAGCUCCCUGGUGCUCUCGGCCACCGUCGGGAUUUUGAUUGACAAUGUGGGGUUGCGUGGGAUCUUUGCUCUUGGCUGUGCUGUCCUGACCCUACCAGUGUUUGGGCUCCUGGCCUUCACUUUUGUUCCACCACUGGUCUCCACCAUUUGGCUUGGGGUCACCUACUCGUUUGCUGCGGCGAGCAUGUGGCCGUCCAUCCCACUGGUUGUUCCCCAAGCAACUCUGGGGACAGCGAUGGGCCUCGCAACCUCGGUGCAGAUGAUUGGCAUUGGAAUAUCCAACCUAAUUGUCGGGCAGAUCCUGGGGACUUCCUCCAGUGAUGUGAAGAUUCCCCUGUGGCGGUGGCAGCGCAUGAUGAUCUUCAUGUUUGCCAACAUUGUCGCUUGCAUUGUGAGCUGCGGUGCCCUUAACAUUGUGGACAAGCGGCAGGAUGGGAUCCUCAAUAAGACCACAAAGAGGUCCCAAGAGGCCCAGUGUGAUCCUUCAGAGACGCCUCCUCUGCUGCAGGAAGACGAUGACGACCAGGGAGCCAUUAAUUAACAGCUAGUUAAACAGCGACUGUCUCCAAAAAUUGGGCAAUGUGGGAAUGACACCCUCAACAUUGGGGAGAUUAUGGCAAGCAGGAGCAUCGUUGAUGGCAUCUUCACAUUUAAGAACGAUCUCCUGGAGCCACUUUUCAAGCCACUACAGAUUGGACACACGUGUGACCAGUAAACCUGGCUACCUUUUCCUCAAGCCCUUCACUGUCAGAGGGCUUCAUUCUUCUCAAAACUUCCUCAUCUUAUUUCUGAAUAAAAGCAGGAGGGAGAGCCCCCGUUGAAAAGCAGGGGGCACACUUCCAAUGGAACGUUAGCUGUGCCACCUGGCAGCUUUUGUACUUUAUUUUUAGACUUUGUUCACCACUCUUACUCCCCUUUCCCUUCCUUUUUAUAAACUUUUGCACAUUUUAGUUCAGCAUUAUUAGAACUUUUUAGAAAUAAAGAAUCUGACAUUUA